Messenger RNA from Didymodactylos carnosus, 1219 nucleotides. NCBI's taxonomy places the organism in Eukaryota, Metazoa, Rotifera, Eurotatoria, Philodinida, Philodinidae. The record is from the annotation of a GenBank genome assembly.
AUGAUAAGUGGGACCGACAUUAUCAAUCAGCAUCAAACGAAAUGGACCUAUGUAAUAACAACAAAUGAGUUACAAGAAGUACAACAACUAAUGUCGAAUAAAUUGAAAAAUGAACGGAAACGAACAAUAUAUGACGAUGCAUGUUCACCUCGAGAUUGGCUUCGGGUAAGAAGGGUAAAUCUAAGUGAUAGACAGUACGAAUUCUUUAAUCGAAAGAGAUUGAACGGUCUGUAUAGAUCGUGUGCGCAUUUAGUUAAUUAUUUCCAAUUAAAAAAUAAUUUUUUCGUAAAAAGUCAGAUUCGUCGUGCAAAUGAAAUGCAGUUUGCAGUUGAAAGAAGAAGAAAAAUAACAAUGUUUCAUGAGAACGACGUCCGUAGUGUUAUCGAUUUCGGGUUUAGUUUGAAAAGAUUUUUGAUGAAUUGGAACAAAAAAUAAGAAAAAUCAUGUGUAGUGACGGAAAAGAAAAUCAUCAGUGUGAUAAAAGAAGGAAGUUCUAGCCCGCGCCUUUAAACACCUGGUAUGUUGUUUAUGAGAAAAAUGCUAUCUUUGCCAUAUCUUGCUAUUUUUUGCCUGUUUAAUCGUGUAAGUUUAUCUUUUAUACGAUUGACUUAGCACCGUCUUUCUCAUCAUUGUUCUCACCAUGGGCUACCCUUGCUUCGUCAUUUGUGGUCUUUUUCUCCUUUUGUAACGGUAUUGCUACACAAAUCAAGUUCAGUACAAUCACAGCUCCACCCUAUUUCAAAAUGUCAGGAAAUACUCCAUUUCAUCUGCAGCAGUAAAGUUCAAUAAAUGUUGAAAAAAGCAACAGAAAAUACUUUGGUUUCUAGAAAGGUUUUCCAGAAAUAUUCGGAACUAAGAGGAUAUUUUUUAAUGAUUUUCGGUACAGAAUCAGGAUGAGCGGAUAAGAUAGAGUAUUUCCUGAUUGGAUGGAUUUUGACUGAGUUACGAAGUUUUUAGUUUUUGAUGAAAACAGUCAAAAAUGGGUUAUUUCACCUAGUAUAUGUUUUCACUCGGUUGUUGCAUUUUGUUCUGAAAAUUAAUAUUCCCACGAGAUUCAGCAUAGUCGAUAACCUAUGUUUUCAUUCAUUUUUGACAGUCCCAAGCCGAACGGCAGAGGACUGCUGAGGCACGAAAAACGUCCAAAACACACGAAUCAUGGGUUUUCAAGAUAUCGCUUAGAUCUACUGUAGAGGACACUUCGGACCACAUAUGCCCCUAA